AAUGAAAAGAAUUUGGACAGCGAUGUAAAACGCGUGAUCAUGAGAAGGUGAGUGGAGCUGGUAAAACGAAUGAGGGAACCAUUCAGACAACGAGGAGGACGACAACGAAGAGACACAGACAAAUAGAAAUAGAAAUAAUAAUAAUACAUUCAAUCUUUAUUAUUAUUAUUUAUAUAUUCAUUUUAUCGCCUUUUCGGAUCGAGUUCUACAGGUUGUUGAUAUAUAUAUAUAUAUAUAUGCUGGUUUGGAAAUUGUAUAGAGAGCAUAAUACUUGAACAAAUGAUUGAUAGUUGUUGAGGUGGGUUUUGAGUAAUGGAUUCAGCUAGGAGUUGGUUACAGAAGUUUCAGCCUUCCAAUAGGAAAAAGGAUUCAGCUACCAUGGGAAAAGAAGAUUCAACACCCUUAUCGGCUGAAGAAGCCUCGAAUAUUACCAAACAGAAGGCUGCAGCAGCAAAACAAUAUAUAGAGAACCAUUACAAGGAGCAGAAGAAGAGCCUGCAGGAGAGGAGGGAGCGACGAAAUUUACUGGAGAAGAAGUUGGCUGAUGCUGAUGUCUCUGAGGAAGAUCAAAACAACCUACUAAAGUUCUUGGAGAAGAAGGAAACUGAAUACAUGCGUCUUCAGAGGCAUAAAAUGGGUGCUGAUGAUUUUGAGUUACUGACCAUGAUUGGAAAGGGUGCAUUCGGGGAGGUCAGAAUUUGUAGUUCCAGGGAAAAGACAACUGGUUCUGUUUAUGCAAUGAAAAAGCUUAAGAAAUCAGAGAUGCUUCGUAGGGGCCAGGUUGAGCAUGUGAAAGCUGAAAGAAAUCUGCUUGCGGAGGUGGAUAGCAAUUGCAUUGUCAAACUCUAUUGUUCUUUCCAAGAUGAUGAGUUUCUGUAUCUGAUAAUGGAAUAUCUACCUGGUGGAGAUAUGAUGACUCUACUUAUGAGAAAGGAUACACUGACUGAAGAUGAGGCCAGAUUUUAUGUUGCAGAAACAGUUUUGGCUAUUGAAUCAAUUCAUAAACAUAAUUACAUUCAUAGAGACAUCAAGCCUGAUAACUUACUGCUUGAUAAAUAUGGUCACUUGAGACUAUCAGAUUUUGGACUAUGUAAACCUUUAGAUUGCAACACUCUCCAAGAGAAUGCUUUUUCUAUGGGGGACAGCAGAACUUUGCAAAAUAGUGAACACUCUUUAGCUCCAAAGCGCACCCAGCAAGAGAAAUUGCAGCAUUGGCAGAAAAACAGGAGGAUGCUUGCUUAUUCUACUGUUGGUACACCUGAUUACAUCGCUCCAGAAGUUCUGUUGAAGAAAGGUUAUGCGAUGGAAUGUGAUUGGUGGUCUCUUGGUGCUAUUAUGUAUGAAAUGCUCGUGGGAUAUCCGCCUUUUUAUUCUGAUGAUGCUAUGUCGACAUGUAGAAAGAUAGUAAACUGGAGAACCAAUCUAAAAUUUCCUGAUGAAGCAAGGUUAUCCCUGGAAGCAAAAGAUCUUAUUAGUAAAUUACUGUGUAAUGUCAACCAGAGGCUAGGUUCAAAAGGUGCAGAUGAAAUAAAGGUCCAUCCAUGGUUCAAAGGUGUUGAUUGGGAUAGAAUAUACCAAAUGGAGGCCGCAUUCCUUCCCGAGGUCAAUGAUGAGUUGGAUACUCAAAACUUUGAGAAGUUUGAGGAGGCAGACAACCAAACUCAAUCAUCAUCAAAAUCAGGUCCAUGGAGAAAGAUGCUCUCAUCUAAGGACAUUAACUUUGUAGGGUAUACAUAUAAAAACUUUGAAAUUGUCAAUGAUUAUCAAGUGCCUGGGAUGGCUGAAUUGAAGAAGAAAAACACCAAACCAAAGAGACCAACCAUCAUGUCACUCUUUGAGGAAGAGUCUGAGUCAGAUACAUCAGAUGCUGCUGCUUCUAAUGCCUCGCGAGGGAGUUUUGAAUCUGUAAAUCAGAAAGAAUCUGCUUGAAAUUGCUGGAUUUCGUGACCUAUUCGACUUUCAAGUGAAUAAUUUUGUUCAUCGAUUACCAUUUUGUACGUGUGGAUUAGAUAAUUAGUUUGGCUGGAAGGUCUGAUUCAGAGUUUGAUGUGGAAAGCCCAGAGCCCCUAGAGGUGCUGGCUUUUGAAGGUGUACUAAUCUGCGCAGAUGAAAGCCCUUAGUUGUUGGUUUUUUAGUUAAUUUUUUCCAGGAGAGAAGUGAGGUGGAAAUACUAAUUUAUUUGAUACGUAAUUUAAUUUAAUUUUUUUUCACCCUUUUUAGUUCCUGAUUAUAAAAUGUUGUAUACGGAAAAAAGGUCUUCCCCCAUUUUAUUUUCUGAUUGUAAAAUGUUGUAAAAGAUCUUCAGUCUUAUGGGCUAAAUUUGUUAGUGUUUUGCUUUUCAAAGGUUUUGAGAUAUUUGAAUGCAGAUGAAUGAGAUUGUGGACAA
Molecule: messenger RNA, 2386 nt
Organism: Camellia sinensis
Lineage: Eukaryota; Viridiplantae; Streptophyta; Magnoliopsida; Ericales; Theaceae
Product: AGC (cAMP-dependent, cGMP-dependent and protein kinase C) kinase family protein
Biological process (GO): protein phosphorylation
Molecular function (GO): ATP binding; protein serine/threonine kinase activity
Source: RefSeq, a predicted model, not a curated record